AUGGCCCCCAGCGCCGUGGGGCGUGGAGUGACCCCCAACAUUCCCAGUAUCCCCAGUGACCCCAGUGACCCCAACAUCCCCAGUGUCCCCAACAUUCCUAGUAUCCCCAGUGUUCCCAGUAUUCCCAGUGACCCCAGCAUUCCCAGCAUCCCCAGUGACCUCAGUGACCGCAACAUCCCCAGUGACCCCAACGUUCCCAGUACCCCCAGUGACCCCAGUGACCCCAACAUUCCCAGCGUCCCCACUGUCCCCAGCGAUCCCAUCAUCCCCAGUCACGCCGGCGUUGCCGGAGCCCCCGGGCAGGAGCAGGGGGACGCCGCGCUCCCCCUCAGCCCCCUGCCCGGCCCCCCGACACCCCGGCCCCCCCCCGACAUGCUGCUGCCGGAGUCCCCCUUCCCCAGCCGGGCGCUGGCGGCCCUGGACAGCCUGGCCUGGGGGCUGCUCGCCCCCAGCUUCUGGGCCGUCAACCGCCUCCUCGACCUGCGGCCAACGACGGCGGAGCGGAGCCGGCAGCAGCGGAGCCGGUGCGGGUGGUGCCGCGGCUGCGCCGGGCAGGCGCUGGCUGGGCUGGCGUACACCGCGCUGCUGCUGCUCACGCUGCCCGUGGCCGUGCUGGGACUGCUGCUCUGGCUGCCGGUGCAGGCGGUGCGGCGGCCCUUCGCCUACCAGUACACGGCGGGCACGGCGCCGGCGGAGCCGUGGGACCUGCGGCAGCGCCGGACCUUCACCUUUGUCAGCGCCAACCUCUGCCUGCUGCCCAGCGGCCUGGCCAAGUUCAGCAACCUGGGGCAGACGCCGCAGCGCGCCGCCUACAUCGCCCGCCACCUCGCUCCGGCACCACCAGACCCCCCCGGCGCCUGGGCCGGCCUGGUUGAGCCACGACAUGGCGGAGCCAACAGCUACGGCGGGACCCUCUGCACCCCGCGGCAGCCCCCCGGCAGCGUGACGGUGGAGGUGCCGGGCGAGGCGACCGAGCCCGUGCCGGCGGUGUUGUCCGAGCAUUUCCCGGCGGACGCCGACUUCAUCUGCCUGCAGGAGGUCUUCGAGGCGGGCGCUGCCGCCUGCCUGCGCCGGCGGCUGGGUGGCACCUUCCCGCACGUCCUCUCCGAGGUGGGCGCCCGCGGGCUGCGGGGCGGCCGGCUGAAGCUGCUCGACAGCGGGCUCCUCCUGGCCAGCCGCUACCCGCUGCUGGCGGCGUGCUACCACGGCUUCCCCAACGGCGCCCGCGAGGACGCCCUGGCCGCCAAGGGGCUGCUCGCCGUCCAGGUGCUGCUGGGCUCGGCGCAGGGGCAGAGGGUCGUGGGCUACAUCGGCUGCACCCACCUGCAGGCGCCCGCAGCCGACGGCGCCAUCCGGGACGCGCAGCUGACGCUGGGGCUGCGCUGGCUGCAGCUCUUCCGGGAGGCGCAGGAGCAGCGCGGGGACGUGGUGGCCUUCGACGUCCUCUGCGGGGACCUCAACUUCGACAACUGCUCCCGAGGUGACGAGCGCAACCAGAGGCACCGGAUCUUCGAGGUGUACCGGGACCCCUGCCGCCGGGGGCCGGGGCAGGACGCGCCCUGGGCCAUAGGCACCCUGCUCAACUACCUGAAGAUCUACGAGGAGCCCGUGUCCACCCCGGAGAAGCUGAAGAGGACCCUCUCGCAGCUGGCGGGGCGGCAGCGGUACCUGGCGGGCCCGAUCCUCUCCAGCGGGCAGCCCGACCCGGCGGCCCCCAGCCCCUGGCAGGGCCGGCGCGUGGAUUACAUCCUCUACCGCCAGCACCACGGCGCCCAGCCGCUGCGGACGGAGGUGGCGGGGGUCUCCGUCAUCACCCAGCUGGCCACCCGCUCCGACCACCUGCCCGUGGCCCUGCGGCUCGACGUGGCCCCCGCGCCCCCCUGA
Molecule: messenger RNA, 1884 nt
Organism: Gavia stellata (red-throated loon)
Lineage: Eukaryota; Metazoa; Chordata; Aves; Gaviiformes; Gaviidae
Product: sphingomyelin phosphodiesterase 5-like
Exons: 9
Coding region: 1-1884 (627 amino acids)
Biological process (GO): sphingomyelin metabolic process
Cellular component (GO): extracellular region; cytoplasm
Molecular function (GO): sphingomyelin phosphodiesterase activity
Source: RefSeq, a predicted model, not a curated record